This is a messenger RNA of Arabidopsis thaliana (thale cress), 2026 nucleotides long. Its product is annotated as Transducin/WD40 repeat-like superfamily protein. NCBI's taxonomy places the organism in Eukaryota, Viridiplantae, Streptophyta, Magnoliopsida, Brassicales, Brassicaceae. Bases 282 to 1685 code for a protein of 467 amino acids. The transcript is spliced from 8 exons. The record is from RefSeq and is marked reviewed.
CGAUGCUUCGGAUUGGUUCGGCUGGUUCGUGCUCGAAAUUGAGAUUUUGAAAGAAAAAAAGAGCUCUGAAUCAUUGAAAUCAGCUUAAUUCCAAUCUGAAUCUGCAAAAAAGUCUUACGUCACACUCCCAUGUAGUAGCCGUCACUUCUCGUCUUCCUCCUAGAGAUUACCCAACUCUCUCGCUUCUUCUUUUUCCUCUUAGGGUUUCUUCAUCCUUUAGGGUUUCCACAAAAAUUCAAAACCUACUUGGAAAUAUUUGGGCUUGAAGAAGGAAGAAUUAGAUGGAAGGAAGAAGGAUUACGGCAAGCCCUAGACCUUGUAGUGGAAGAAGAAUUGUGGCUAAGAAAAGGUCUCGACCCGAUGGAUUCGUCAACAGUGUUAAAAAGCUUCAACGAAGAGAAAUCUCUUCUCGUAAAGAUCGAGCUUUCUCUAUUAGCACCGCCCAAGAGAGAUUUCGUAACAUGCGUCUCGUGGAGCAAUAUGAUACUCACGAUCCUAAAGGGCACUGUUUAGUUGCAUUACCGUUUUUGAUGAAGAGAACUAAAGUUAUUGAGAUUGUUGCUGCAAGGGACAUUGUUUUUGCGCUUGCACAUUCUGGUGUUUGCGCAGCUUUUAGUAGAGAGUCGAACAAAAGAAUAUGCUUUUUAAAUGUUAGUCCAGAUGAAGUCAUCAGGAGCUUGUUCUACAACAAGAACAAUGAUUCUCUCAUCACAGUUUCUGUUUAUGCUUCAGACAAUUUCAGCUCUUUGAAAUGCAGAUCCACUAGAAUUGAGUAUAUUCUGAGAGGUCAGCCGGAUGCAGGGUUUGCUCUUUUUGAGUCUGAAUCAUUAAAGUGGCCUGGUUUUGUUGAGUUUGAUGAUGUCAAUGGAAAGGUGCUGACUUAUUCUGCGCAGGACAGUGUAUACAAGGUGUUUGAUCUGAAAAACUACACCAUGCUAUAUUCGAUAUCAGAUAAAAAUGUCCAGGAAAUUAAAAUCAGUCCAGGGAUAAUGUUAUUGAUCUUCAAGAGAGCUGCCAGUCAUGUUCCUCUGAAGAUUCUGUCGAUAGAAGAUGGCACUGUUCUCAAGUCCUUCAAUCAUUUGCUUCACCGAAACAAGAAAGUUGACUUCAUUGAACAAUUCAAUGAGAAACUUCUUGUUAAGCAAGAGAAUGAGAAUCUUCAAAUUCUUGACGUCAGAAAUGCUGAGCUAAUGGAAGUUAGUAGAGCUGAGUUCAUGACACCGUCUGCAUUCAUAUUUCUGUAUGAGAACCAGUUGUUUCUGACAUUCAGGAACCGGAACGUUUCUGUGUGGAACUUUCGCGGAGAGCUCGUUACUUCCUUUGAGGACCAUCUUCUAUGGCAUCCAGACUGUAACACUAAUAAUAUCUACAUUACAAGUGAUCAAGAUCUGAUCAUCUCGUACUGCAAAGCAGAUACCGAAGAUCAGUGGAUAGAAGGAAAUGCGGGAUCAAUCAAUAUCAGCAAUAUAUUGACUGGGAAAUGCUUAGCUAAAAUAACACCAAGCAGUGGGCCUCCAAAAGAUGAUGAGAGCAGCAGCAGUAAUUGUAUGGGAAAGAACUCAAAGCAAAGAAGAAACGCUGUAGCUGAAGCUUUGGAAGACAUAACCGCUCUUUUCUACGACGAAGAACGCAAUGAGAUAUACACAGGAAACAGACACGGCCUUGUUCAUGUGUGGUCCAAUUGAUUUCACAUACAUCGUCAUCGUUAGCUGCUACUACUACUACUACGAAUGUAUCAUUUGGUUUCCUUCAAUUGUGUGUAGCGAUAAAUCUUUUUAACUUAGUGUCUUUGAGCAGCCAUCUGUGUUGUAAACCAUUUGUGGGCAAGUGUGCGCGUCAGAAUGCCAGUUGUGUACACUAAUACCAUUGUACGUAACAUUUGGGUUUUGACAAUUCUAUGAAAGACCCUUUAUUCCACCUGUAAGGUCUCACUUUAAUUUUCAAAAUUGACUUGAUUCAGAUAGUUGAGCAUCAACUUUGUAUGAUUACACAAAAACAAGCGAUUGAUAGAAAAUCAUCUCAUUGC